Labrus bergylta (ballan wrasse) is the source of this 1615-nucleotide messenger RNA. RefSeq lists its product as uncharacterized. NCBI's taxonomy places the organism in Eukaryota, Metazoa, Chordata, Actinopteri, Labriformes, Labridae. Gene Ontology annotation, molecular function: oxidoreductase activity. The record is from RefSeq and is a predicted model, not a curated record.
AAAUGCUAACAAUGUUGGCUGGAGAAAAUCGAAAACGGUGUGAAUCUCUUAACAAAUAGUGCUGCAGAACUCGAGGUGCAUACCGCUUGCAGAAAAUCUGAGAUUCAGUGUAGGCCUUUGCUCACUACUCUGGGGAACAUGGGAACAUGUCGUACGUCAAAGUCCUGAAUUGUCCCACAAUCCCACUUUCCAAUGGUCUGCAGAUUCCAAUAUUUGGAUUGGGCACAUCACAUUAUGGUGGAUACUCUCAUGAUGCCAUUGUGUAUGCACUCACCGAGUGUGGCAUUCGUCACAUUGACACAGCAAAGCGUUACGGCUGUGAGGAGGAACUUGGUAAAGCUAUAAGUGACAGUAAGAUACCAAGAAGUGAUCUGUGGCUGACCAAUAAACUGUGGCCAGGGGACUAUGGAUACAAAGCUGCAAAGAAAGCCUGCCUCACCUCCUGCUCACAGAUGGGGGUGCAAUAUUUUGAUCUGUACCUGAUGCACUGGCCAGAGUCAUUGCAGCCUGGUUGCUCCAACAGGGAGAUGAGAGCUGAGACCUGGAGAGCAUUGGAGGAACUUUAUAAAGAAGGGGUGUGCCGUUCCAUUGGAGUGAGCAACUUUCUUGUACACCAUCUGGAGCAGUUAAAGGAAGACUGUAGUGUGGUGCCACAUGUUAACCAGGUGGAGUACCAUCCAUUCCAGCAGCCCAAUAAACUGAUAGAUUACUGUCGUCAAGAGGGAAUAGUGUUUGAAGGCUACAGUCCUCUGGCUAAGGGUCAAGUUCUCAGUGACCCGACUGUUCUCCGCAUAGCAGAAAAGUACAGACGCACACCUGCUCAGAUCUGCAUCCGCUGGAGUAUUCAGAAUGGAGUGGUCACAAUACCAAAAUCCACCAAAAGGAAGAGGGUAGAAGAAAACAGUCAAGUGUUUGAUUUCCGACUGGACGAUUCGGACAUGGCUGCUCUGGGAGGACUUCACGAUGAGAGACACGUCACCUGGGAUCCAACAAAUGUGGAGUAACAGAAUAAGAUCUAGAUUUAGAAUACAUUUGAUUUAGAUUGGACAUGUUUGCUAAUAAUAUAGAUACUGAAACAACAAAACGCAGCGUGUAACCAGAAAUGCAAAAUACAAUGGUGGCAGAGUGAUGUACACAAGAAUAUAGUUCUAAAGGAAAAGAGGCUAUAUGGGAAAACACUAGAAGGCAGCUAAUGCUAACAAGAAGACAUGAAUAAUCAGCUGGAGGAGUGUUGUAGCUACACUGUGUACACGGGGGAAUGGCUGUACUGAAGACAGGUGUAUUAACUCUAUUUAAGAAUCAAGCAUUGUUUUCUGGAACAAAGAGACAAUAUGUAUCUUUAGCUCAUCCUUACCAACUGCCCGGUCUGUAUGAGGAGGAACACAUUAAGUAAUUAUAGCUGCAAUAGAUUUUUACUGUUCUGAAACAUGACGGGAAAGAAUCUGUAGUAAAUGUUUGGCAGUGAUUCUCUGCCUGAAAUGAUCAUAAACAGCUCUUGCUGUUUCUUAUUUGAUGGAAUCUGAUGUCAUUAUUGUUAUUUGCAGAGUGAAUAAUCAUUUUAUAAUAAAUUAUGAUUUGCAUAUUAUUGUAUAUUAAAUGAAGUGGUUAUCAUCUA